AUUAUAACGCAGCUGUUGUGAAGGAAGGACAUUUUGUCAGGGUUUUGAGAAAGCAUAUACUUGGACUUUUUCCCCUUGUUUUCCAAUGUUACAACCACAAUCUUCAGGAUGUUUUCUGUGUUUUUUGUGAUAGACCAACACGUCUUUCUACAGAUAUUUUGGGGAUGUCCUCUUACCGUUUUUGAGGUUGAAACAGCCUCUUUGCAAUCACCCUAAUCUUUAGGUUCCUGCAAAAGUUUUAAGUCGAACAACUUCAAAAUGUUUAGCACUUCCAGUCAGAUGAAAGGUGUUAGCAGGGUGUCUGCACAUUCUUAAAAAGUCUUACUUUUUUCUCUCUCCUGAAAUUAAGAGCCUUAAAAUGUCCUAUAUUCAUGAAUCAAAGUUGACAUUAAAUACGUUAAUCACAGGUCUAUUCUGGCACCAUUGGAAUCCAUUUGACAGUAACAAUGUUAUAAGAGAAGACGUGGCAAAAGUCAUGCAGGUCUUGAAUUUUGUCGUGGCAGGACAAAUUAUUUAACCUCUUAUAUUUACUUUUUAGCUACUUUUUGCUAGCUGCUAAUAUAUCCUCGCUAGCUAGCUCCGACAAGCUGUAACCUGCCGAUACCGCGUGUUGGUCUUAAAGACGGCUUCAUCCGUCUCCACCUGUUUUUGGGGCUUCUUAUUGUGAAAUACAUUUCAGUCCAGAAACCACAAAGUCCUUCAGAGAGCAACACAUGGCACCCCUGGUCUACAGUAUACCAUAAGAUGAACCCCAGCAGAGGAAAGCGCAGCGGGAAGACUUUUCUGUUCACGUCCGAGUCUGUGGGGGAAGGACACUCCGAUAAAAUGUGCGAUCAGAUCAGCGACGCCGUCCUGGAUGCUUACCUGAGUCAGGACCCGGACUCCAAGGUGGCCUGUGAGUGCGUGGCAAAGACUGGCAUGAUUUUACUGGUUGGAGAAGUGACAUCUAAAGCCAUCGUGGAUCUCCAGUCCGUCGUCCGAGACACCAUCAAGAAGAUCGGCUAUGAUGACUCGUCGAAAGGUUUCGACUACAAGACCUGCAACGUGCUGGUGGCCCUGGAGCCGCAGGCCGAGGAGAUAUCGGACUGUGUGUUUGAAGGAAGAGAUCAGGAGGACAUCGGGGCUGGGGACCAGGGCCUGAUGUUUGGCUACGCCACUGACGAGACAGAGGAGUGUAUGCCUCUAACCCUCCUGCUGGCUCACAAACUCAACCACAGGAUGAGGGAGCUUUCGCUUAACGGAGAGUGUCCUUGGAUACUACCAGACUCCAAGUCACAGGUUACGGUGGAGUACCGAGACAGCGAGGGCUCCCUGGAGCCGCUUCGCGUCCACACGGUGGUCAUCUCCGUGCAGCACAGCCCCGACAUCACCCUGCAGGAGAUCAGGCACAACCUGAUGGAGAAGGUGGUGAAAAUUGUCGUUCCUGCCAAGUAUCUGGACGAGAAAACCGUCUACCACCUGCUGCCGAGUGGCAAGUUUCUAAUGGGAGGCCCACAGGGUGACGCAGGACUCACGGGACGUAAAAUCAUCGUGGACACCUACGGAGGGUGGGGCGGCCACGGAGGUGGAGCUUUUUCCGGGAAGGACUACUCCAAAGUGGAUCGGUCAGGCGCCUACGCGGCCCGUUGGGUCGCCAAGUCUCUGGUCAAAGCGGGGCUGUGCAAGAGGGCCCUCGUUCAGAUCUCGUACGCCAUCGCCGUGAGUCACCCGCUCUCCAUCACCGUGUUCCACUACGGCACGUCGGACAGGGACGAAGACGAGCUGCUGCAGAUAGUGAAGAAGAACUUUGACCUCCGACCUGGAGUCAUUGUGAGAGAGCUGGGACUAAAGCGGCCGAUUUACCAGGCCACGGCCUGCUACGGUCACUUUGGAAGAAAAGAGUUUCCAUGGGAACAACCAAAGAAACUUGUGUUUUAACUCAAGAUAUUAACAGAUAUGCCCAAGAUCAUUAGCAAAAUACGCUUUAGUGUUGUUGAUUUAUUUCUUUGUUCACUAAUGAAAUCACAGAUGAAGAUUUAUGUAAACCGUUUGAUAUGCAGUCGUAGACACCCGAUGAAGAUCCGUAUGUUUAGCAUAUUCUUAAAAAGUCUUAAAUUCACGUAUCUAAAAUGAAGGCCUUAAGAUGUCUUGAAUUCAUCUUUAAAAAGUAAGUAGGUCUUAAAUGUGUUAAUCACAGCUCUUAAAUUUUGUAUUCUGUGUAGUUUAAUUUUCUCGUGAGACUUUUCUGUCAAACAUUUGCGUCGCACGCAGACAUCAUCUCAUUCUGUGACUCGAGGCGGUUGAGGCUAACGCUAACUACCUGCUAAUAAAAUAGGAAAUGGUAAUAAACUUAUGACCUCAUUUCACAUCCUGCAAAUGGAUUUAAUGAUUCUCCAUGAGAUUUUUUCUUUUUUUGAACUUUGAAUAUAUUCUAUUGUGAAUAAAUUGUGAGUAAAUUGCA
This is a messenger RNA of Xiphophorus hellerii (green swordtail), 2440 nucleotides long. RefSeq names its product methionine adenosyltransferase II, alpha-like (gene mat2al). The coding region runs from base 745 to 1917 and encodes 390 amino acids. The transcript is spliced from 11 exons. The record is from RefSeq and is a predicted model, not a curated record. Gene Ontology annotation, molecular function: ATP binding; methionine adenosyltransferase activity. NCBI's taxonomy places the organism in Eukaryota, Metazoa, Chordata, Actinopteri, Cyprinodontiformes, Poeciliidae. Gene Ontology annotation, biological process: S-adenosylmethionine biosynthetic process.